CCCCAGAUGAGCUUUGAACCACACAGUGACUGCCUUACUUAAGUGCACGACCGCUGUAGCUAAAGCAACUGUGAAAUUAUUAAUACUGUAUUUAAACUGAAAAUUAACAAAUCCACCAAGAAAGGAUACCAUUAGAGUGUCGACUGACCCAACUCGUGUAAAAAAUAACUUAAGAAAUCAGAAGUGAAGAGAUCACUUGAAAAUGUAUUUACACGCAAUAGAAAUCUCCACACUCGCACUGAUUCUCGGAGUAACCGCAGUGGGUAGUCAGGUAAUAGGUAGUGAGGAGAGGUGCUAUGGAGAGUUGGGUUGCCUGGUGUUGGAUGGGCAGUGGUGGCAUCCAUGGCGUCGCCCCAUCAACCUCUGGCCUUAUGACCCUGCAGUUAUCAACACCACCUUCACCCUCCACACCAGACCAGCGCCCUCGUUUACUUGUACAAGUUCCUCACGGCCCCGUUACCAUCAGCACCAGCAGUACCAGCUGAAGAAGAGGGAGGUGGUUCUUCUACACCCUGAAGACCAUCUCUCCCUGGCUCUUUCCCCGCUAGACGCCACUAAACCCACUAAGGUGAUCAUCCACAGCUACCACGAGAACCUCAACACUCCCUGGGUCGAGGAGCUGACGGAGGCGCUGCUGCAGUAUGGUGACUAUAACGUGAUCGUUGUUAACUGGGCCGGCGGCUCCAGCACUUACUACCUUCAGGCGGUGGCUAAUGCUCGGCUGGUGGGACUGGAGCUGACACACCUACUGCUCACCCUCCAACACACCAUCAACCUCCCGCCACACUCACUACACCUCAUCGGCUAUGCUCUCGGGGCUCACAUCGCUGGUUAUGCCGGGGAGCGUGUGGCCGAGUUGGGUCGAAUCACAGGAUUGUCGCCACCAGCGUUGUUCUUUGAGGAGCUUCCGCCAGUAGUGCGCCUCGACGAACGUGACGCUGCCUUUGUUGACGUCAUCCACACCAACAUAAACGGCCAUGGGAUAUCACAGCGUUGUGGCACUGUGGAUUUCUACCCCAACGGUGGCGAAGAGCAGCCAGGGUGUGGACGACACACUACAGAAAACCGUGACAUGUUUCGGGUAGACUUAACUAACGUUAUGUCCCAGCAGUCAUGUAGCAGGAUGCGUGCCCUCGACCUGUUCCUCACUUCUCUCACGUGUCCUGCCUGUUUCCUCGGUCAUGAAUGUACUGAUAAAUACUUGUAUGCCUACGGGAUGUGUUACGUGUGUGGGGAGCCGAAUAACCACUGUGGGUACUUGGGUAUCAGAGCUCAAGAAUUCCUGGUACAGCGGAGAGAACGUUUGGCUCUUUACAUCUUCACCUCCGACACCCAUCCCUACCACGUUUAUUCCUAUCGCGUGUGGUUCAACCUGGCGCAUCCUGUAGGGGCAGAGGAUUCGGUUGAAGGCCAGCUGACUGUUACACUGAAGGGCGACAACACCACCGUCACCACUACUCUCCCUGGAACUCCAGUCUGGUUGAAUCACGGUCAGCCUCGAGGAUGGGUAGUAGGGUUGGAGGAGGACGUAGGAGCCGUAGUGGAGGUGGUGGUAGCGUGGGAGUAUCAGGGCUCGAGCUGCCGUAACAACGAAGAAUGUAACACAAGUCUCUACAUUCAAACCAUCAAAGUCACACCAAUUGACUAUCUCCCGGAAAGGGACCGCGAGGCCAACACAAGAUUGGUAUGUGGGGGAAUUGACAACACUGAAGUGAUCUCUGGUGGCUCCGUCAGGCUCAUCCCCAAGGAUACCUGUCAAGAGUGGUCUGUGUAGUUGGUGGUGACCUUUUUUAAGGCAUUCUCACCAGUCAGAAGAAAUGCGAUCUAUAGCCUAGUAGUGACAGUCGUGGAGAUGAUAUAACUAGGCUCGUAUCCUCUGAAUAAUAAAUGGUUUCAUGAU
Molecule: messenger RNA, 1900 nt
Organism: Homarus americanus (American lobster)
Lineage: Eukaryota; Metazoa; Arthropoda; Malacostraca; Decapoda; Nephropidae
Product: pancreatic lipase-related protein 2-like
Exons: 11
Coding region: 203-1774 (523 amino acids)
Biological process (GO): lipid metabolic process
Molecular function (GO): carboxylic ester hydrolase activity; lipase activity
Source: RefSeq, a predicted model, not a curated record